Galendromus occidentalis (western predatory mite) is the source of this 816-nucleotide messenger RNA. RefSeq names its product phosphatidylinositol transfer protein vib (gene vib). NCBI's taxonomy places the organism in Eukaryota, Metazoa, Arthropoda, Arachnida, Mesostigmata, Phytoseiidae. Gene Ontology annotation, biological process: phospholipid transport. The transcript has a single exon. The record is from RefSeq and is a predicted model, not a curated record. Gene Ontology annotation, cellular component: cytoplasm. Bases 1 to 816 code for a protein of 271 amino acids. Gene Ontology annotation, molecular function: phosphatidylinositol transfer activity; phosphatidylcholine binding; phosphatidylinositol binding.
AUGCUCAUCAAAGAGUUUCGGGUGACACUUCCACUCACGGUCGAAGAGUACCAAAUUGGCCAACUGUUCAGUGUGGCCGAAGCAUCGAUGAACGAAACUGGCGGCGGGGAAGGCGUGGAAGUUCGUCGCAACGAGCCUUUCGACAACGUUCCGCUGCUCGGAGGAAAAUAUACUAAAGGACAAUACACCUACAAAGUUUACCAUUUGCAAUCGAAGGUCCCGGCGAUCAUUAGGAAAAUCGCCCCGAAAGGCUCUCUCGAACUCCACGAAGAGGCGUGGAACGCCUAUCCGUACUGCAAGACGGUUCUCACCAACCCGGACUAUAUGAAGCAGAAUUUUCUCAUUUCCAUCGAAACCAUGCACUGCCAAGACGAAGGCGACCAGGAGAACGUGCACGAACUCACUCCGGAACAGGUGAAGUCGCGCGAGAUCGUCCGAAUCGACAUUGCUGACAGUCCGUCGCUAUCGGGCGACUACAAGGAGUCCGAGGACCCUUCCAAGUUCAAGUCGACGAAAACGGGCCGCGGUCCCCUCGAGCCCGGUAAAUGGCAGAAAAACACGAAACCGAUUAUGACAGCCUAUAAACUAGUGCGCUGUGAGUUCAAAUGGUUCGGGCUCCAGACGCUCGUCGAGAGCAAUAUUCAGAAGACCGAGAAGCGCAUAUUUCACGUAUUCCAUCGCCAAUUGUUCUGCUGGAUCGACCGUUGGCACGGAAUGACGAUGAAGGACAUCAGGGCCCUCGAGGAGAAAGUCGCCAAAGAAUUAGAGGAGCAAAGAAAAGCCGGCCCUGUCAGGGGCGCGAAGUUUGACGAGUAA